Molecule: messenger RNA, 1116 nt
Organism: Ictidomys tridecemlineatus (thirteen-lined ground squirrel)
Lineage: Eukaryota; Metazoa; Chordata; Mammalia; Rodentia; Sciuridae
Source: RefSeq, a predicted model, not a curated record
UUUCCGCGGUUUCUAACCUGGAUCCCCUUCCUUUUCCUCUCAGAUUUCGACCUGUCCGACGCCCUCGGGGACAAUGACCAGAAGCCAACGAAGGCUCCCAGAAAGCCCAGCGAUGACGGUGGCGCGGCGGGGAGCCCUCGCGCACUGAGCAGCUGCUGCUCGCCCUCCGCUGACCUAAGCUUGGCCGCGCUCGAAGCCCCGGGGCCCGUGACAAAGAUCGUCCCCAAGCCCUGGCAAGGGAACGGCUUUAAUCUCGAGGACGCCCUCGGCGGUGGCGGUGGUGGACACGACGCCCCAGCGUUGCCCAAUGAGCCCAAGCCCAGGCCCAACCAGCCCGGCUCCUCUGGUGGCUUUUCCGACAGUGACCUCCUAGACGGGACUUCGGGAGGUGAAGGACACGGCGGUGGCUCUGACGGCGGCAAUCCCAGGAACGAGGGACAAGACAGUAACUCCGAGGGCGUGGUCCCCGGCAUCGUGGGAGCCGUAGUGGUGGCCGUGGCCGGCGCCAUCUCCAGCUUCAUCGCCUACCAGAAGAAGAAGCUGUGCUUCAAAGAAAACGCGGGACAAGGAGAAGUGGACUUGGAGAACCGAGCGGGCACCAACGCAGAGCCACCAGUGCAGCGCACGCUUUUGGAGAAGUAGAGGCCGCUGGGCGGGAAGAGCCCAGUCCCAGGUCGGUCGCUGAGUGACACCUGCCCAGCGACACUUUGCAAGACCAGCCGUCGAGCGCGGAGGCCACCGCGCGCUCGGGGAGCCGCCGCCCCGUCUCCACUGAAGGACUCCCUGUCCCAGACCUGAGGUGACCAGCACCCCCGGUGACCAGCGGGACGAACCCGUGGGGACUUGUGUCACCUUGACCCCGGGGCCCCCGGGGAUGGGAAAGGCCCACCAGGACCCAGAACCUGGGGUCCGACACCAGCCCGGACAGAUGCCUGGACGCGCAAGCCCUGGGCCCAUGCCCAGUACCUGGACCCAGGCGACGCCUGAGGCCUCCCGAGUGGGGCUGACCCCAGUGUCCUCGCGUCCCUCCGAUGCCUUACGAUAUCCAGCGGUUUUCUUUUGUUUUGAUUUUUUAGGAUUUUUUUUUCCAAUUAAUAAAACAAAAUUGGAAACCAA